Cyprinodon tularosa is the source of this 1577-nucleotide messenger RNA. RefSeq names its product spindlin b (gene spinb). The transcript is spliced from 7 exons. Gene Ontology annotation, biological process: gamete generation. NCBI's taxonomy places the organism in Eukaryota, Metazoa, Chordata, Actinopteri, Cyprinodontiformes, Cyprinodontidae. The coding region runs from base 360 to 1133 and encodes 257 amino acids. The record is from RefSeq and is a predicted model, not a curated record.
AAGGGCGGGGCCAGACUUUCCCGCCCUCCCUCCAUCUUGGCGCAGCGGAGCCUCAUCGGAGGCAGCGGAUCAAUCCGGAGCUUCGGCGGCUGAUCGGGAUUAUGCGGCAGCGCUGAUCGCCGCUCGAAAAUCUUCUGUUCCUGUUGGAGUCCAGCAGCUGACGUCACCUCAGCCUCCAGGCGUUAAACCGACCCGGAUGAGCCGCCUCGGGGGUCUGGACUAAUUCCUGGCUCUCCCUCCUCCCCUUUCCCUUCCCUCCCCCCUCCCUUCUCCCUCCCCCAAACCCUGCUCUGAGUCCAGACUGAAGCAGCGUCCUGAUUGGCCGCCUCUACCCGCCCACCCCCACCACAGGUGGAUGAAUGAAGACUCCAGCGGUUCCGGGGCCCCAGGAGGACGAGGGACAUCCAGGCGUCUCUGCAAACAUGAUGAAGAAGAAGAAUCCUCACAAGAAGCAGAAGACCAGCAUUGGUCCCAGUAAGACUCUGGUUCAGCCCCAAAGGAACAUGGUUGGCUGCAGGAUCCAGCACAUCUGGAAGGAGGGCAGUAAAUCCUCCCAGUGGAAAGGCACGGUCCUGGACCAGGUACCCGUCAAUCCCUCCCUGUACCUGAUCAAAUACGACGGCUUCGACUGCGUCUAUGGCCUGGAGCUGCACUCCGACGAGCGGGUGGUGGGGCUGGAGGUGCUCCCUGACAGAGUGGCUCAGGCUCGGGUGAGCGACUCCAUGCUGGCCGAGACCAUGAUCGGUAAGGCGGUGGAGCACAUGUUCGAGACAGAGGAAGGUCCCAAGGAGGAGUGGCGGGGGAUGGUUCUGGCUCGGGCCCCUAUCAUGACAUCCUGGUUCUACAUCACCUAUGAGAAGGACCCGGUUCUGUACAUGUACCAGCUGCUGGACGACUACAAAGAGGGAGACCUGCGCAUCUUGCCCGACUGCAACGACAAUAUGGCGUCAGAGCGGGAACCUGGCGAGGUGGUGGACAGUCUGGUGGGGAAGCAGGUGGAGUACGCCAAAGAGGGUGGCGGGAAGCGUUCGGGAAUGGUGAUCCACCAGGUGGAGGCCAAGCCCUCCGUCUACUUCAUCAAGUUCAACGACGACUUCCACAUCUACGUCUACGACCUGGUCAAGACCUCCUAGGAGCCCAGAAAGUUCCAGGACAGCAGCCGGAUUUCAGGGCAUCCAGAGAGACGAGUUGUGUGGCGCCGCGUCCUAAUCAGUCAUUAUUCUUUAAUGUUUCACCUGGUUCCGCUGAGACUCGUCACAAACAUCAUAAACCUUUGCGUCGGUCCGGACCUGCAGACAGAAUCCAGAGGAACCGCCCGUUUCCUGAAACCGAGCUGGACCCCCUGUGGUUCUGAGCUCAUGGGGUUAAUGAAGGGAGCGGCCCAGACCAGAACUCCUGCUUCUGGUGCCGGACGCAGCGGGUCAGCUGCUGGGGUUCUGUUUCCGGGUCCAGUAAAGACGUUCCCUGUAAUUAAGCAUUCGGUUCGGACCGGCGCCGCUCUGAAUACAUUUGUGCCAAAACGACCUUCACAUAGUUGAACUGUUUAAAUGUUCUGAUCCAAACCACAGAUUGUUCUG